Molecule: messenger RNA, 2235 nt
Organism: Penicillium digitatum Pd1
Lineage: Eukaryota; Fungi; Ascomycota; Eurotiomycetes; Eurotiales; Aspergillaceae
Cellular component (GO): nucleus
Molecular function (GO): ubiquitin binding; endonuclease activity
Source: RefSeq, a predicted model, not a curated record
AUGGGGGACUGUGGUGAUGAGCUCCUUAAGGAGCUUGAAAGCACCUACUGUCCACCAAUUGACCCUGCCUUGUUCGUUGCGAUCGUAUCAGACUUUGACCUGGCGAUCCCCACUCAGGUCAAACAGUUGCGCGAAACUCUGGACGUGUUAAACGCAUCCGCCGUUGAGCAAGAAAACUUGCCAUUUGAUCCCACAGGUACAACCAACCUUCGAAACUCCGACGUCUCAGGCUCUUUGAUUGGCGGAUCGUCUGACGAUGCAACCUCGGAUUUUACAAGCUGGCCAUCGCUUGAAAAUCAUGAACGAGAUAAUAGCAACUCUACUAGCACCAGCAGGGAAGCUGAAAGGCUCAAAAGCUCUAAGCUUGCAUACACCUUUCUGGGUAUGACGACUGCUGACAAGGCACAGAACUUGAUUAGCAUGUUCCCGACUAUUCCUCGUCUGGAAGCUGAGCGCAUCCUCGAAGAUUGCCAUGACAAUCUCAGUCGCUCGAUGGAUGUAUUGCUCAAUCUUGCUUUCAUCGAAGAGACACAAAUCGCCAGAGAUACUCCCCAAGAAACCCCCAAAGAGGUUGCUAAAGACGUUCAAACCUCCAUCUCCAAGUCAAUUGAUGGUUUCCAGGCCAAAGAGAACCAGAACGGCGGCGGCAAAAACUCCCGAAAGAGGAAAAAGCAGAAACAACGUCGUGUCGACCUGGUCUCUCAGGCUAUGAAUAACACAACAAAUAGGUGGGAGGCAGGAAAGAAGGACAUCGAAUUUCUUUCCACGCGGGCCUCCGCUUUACAGAGGGAGAAAAUUGCGUCGACUUAUCACGAAAAUUCAAUGUCGCUCUGUGCAACAAUAAGAGUCUUGGCACAGGCUCAUGCACCUAAGGACAUUCAUGAGAUUGAAGACGAUCCUAGACUAGUCACGCAAGUAGGGGAGCUCAGUCACAAGUACCCCGAAAUAAAUCCUAUGACCUUAAGUGGCUUGAUUCAAAUUGCAAACAAUGAAAUACCAGCCGCAGAUGACUUGGCUGACACAUUGGCCCGCCGCCCUGAUCUGACUUCUGUUUCAAAUAUCAUCAGUUUCGUGUCGUCUCCGGUUGCUCUCGACAACGAAGAAGAAGAAGAGAAUGUGGCACCAAUUCAGCAGACAGAGAGUACUUCAGAUUUCAUGGAUUUCAACGAAGCGGCUGCGGCUGCCAACUCUCACUUCGCAGCCCGAUCAGCUGCCCUUGCCCAGGCCGCCCAGGCCGCCCGCCGCGCACGCUCCAACCCCCUCUACGGCGGCGCCUCUGCCUAUUACCGGGACGUCGGAAACGAACAACGUCAGCUUGCAAUGCGGCAUUUGGCCACAGCUUCUGACCGGCUAGUGGCCCGCCAGUCGUCCCAAUAUGACCUAGAUCUGCAUGGUGUUACGGUCGCCAACGCAAUCAGAAUCGCCCGCGAGAGGGUCCAGGCGUGGUGGGACGGACUGGGGGAUCAGAAGUAUGUUCGCGGCGGUGGACAGAGCUCCCACGGCGGGUUCAACAUUGUGUGUGGCGUUGGUCACCAUUCCCUCGACCGCAAGUCACAUAUUGGACCCGCCGUGUGGAACAUGUUGUUGAAGGAGGGGUGGCGUGUGGAGCUCAAUCGGGGCUCCAUACAACAAACCUUCCCUAUCCGAUUUCCACCGACAUUUUGCUCCCGAUUUUUGUCCUCAACGCGCAAGCCUUCCCACUCCAAGACAAGCACCCAGGCUCUUAGAGCUGCAACGGCCAUUCCGUUUUUCGGUGCCUUCUUCAGCUCUAACCGUAUCCCCGAGCAAUCAACUGACGCCAUGUCUCCCCCAAACCAGAGAAGCGAAGAUGAGUGGAGGGCUGUUUUGAACCCAGAGCAGUUCCGAAUUCUCCGUGAAAAGGGCACUGAGCGCCCUGGCACCGGUGAAUAUGAUACCCACUACCCAUCAAAAGGCGUCUACAACUGCGCUGGUUGUGAUGCACCGCUUUACACUGCUGACCACAAGUUCAAAUCUGGCUGUGGAUGGCCGGCCUACUUUGAUUCAAUUCCUGGUGCUGUGACUAGACAUGUCGAUAAUACGUUUGGCAUGAAGCGGACAGAGAUCGUAUGCACCAACUGUGGGGGUCACCUCGGCCAUGUGUUCGAGGGUGAAGGGUAUCAGACUCCCACAGACGAGCGUCACUGUGUGAAUAGUGUCAGUCUGCGUUUUGCAGAGGAUGUCAACGCUGCUAAGGAUUCUCAAGCGAAAGCUUGA